Sparassis crispa is the source of this 870-nucleotide messenger RNA. RefSeq lists its product as hypothetical. NCBI's taxonomy places the organism in Eukaryota, Fungi, Basidiomycota, Agaricomycetes, Polyporales, Sparassidaceae. The transcript is spliced from 5 exons. The record is from RefSeq and is a predicted model, not a curated record. Bases 1 to 870 code for a protein of 289 amino acids.
AUGACAGAAUACAUCAAUCCACCAACAUAUCCCCAGUCUGUCGCCGAUAAUCGGGGCCCGACCUCCCGUACGUACUGUGGGUGCACUUGCCACACCAAUCAGCCCGAAACGUGGCUUUUCCCCUACAAGUAUGUCACCGUCCGCAUGUACGACUACGGGCCACUACCAGGCUCCGGCUUCUCCCAGGCUAUUAUGCAACUUGAUGGGGAGGGUUCUCUGGAUCUGGUGAAGUGUGCGGAAAUUUGGAGUGUUGCAAAGGUGACACCUCGCCGAAAGCUUGAGCUCUUGCAUGAUGGUAUCCUCCCAGCGGAUCUGAUAGAGUCCUGUGCAGAAGUGUCACAUGGUGUACCAGCUAUAGCUCUGGCGGAAUAUGCUCCCCUUAGCCGGUAUGACAUAAGGUCGAAUAUCUUCCACACACCACAGAUGGUCCGUGUGCGCUGGUAUGCUGAUGCGGAAUGGACCACUACAUAUGAGGAGUUCUUUGCACCACUUGACAGCACAUGCGGCCUCUCCAUUGCACAGAUUGCACGCAAUCGUGGUGUGCCACUCGGAAAAGCCUGCGUGUUUGAUGCCACUGAAUAUAAGAAGCGGUACUGCACUUUCCGCACGCGGUACUUGUACGCGGGCGAAUUGCCUGCCGUGAUGGAUCAUCGCGGGUUCCUUGCUCUCACAAGUGUGGAAGUUGGUGUUGAUCUGGAUGUGAAGCUGCCACGCAGUGGGCGUCACUACUGGUUUAAUAUCUUCAAUGCAUGGAUGUCGAUGCCUCCUGAGCAGAGGAUGGACUGGAGCCACCCAAUUGCAUCCAUUUUCAUGGUACCGUAUCUUGCUCAAGAAAACAGGAUCUGCCGUCAUACAGUUAUUUCCAUUUGA